This is a messenger RNA of Condylura cristata (star-nosed mole), 1533 nucleotides long. RefSeq names its product DNA nucleotidylexotransferase (gene DNTT). Gene Ontology annotation, biological process: double-strand break repair via nonhomologous end joining. The transcript is spliced from 11 exons. Gene Ontology annotation, cellular component: nucleus. The record is from RefSeq and is a predicted model, not a curated record. Bases 1 to 1533 code for a protein of 510 amino acids. Gene Ontology annotation, molecular function: DNA binding; DNA-directed DNA polymerase activity; DNA nucleotidylexotransferase activity. Lineage: Eukaryota; Metazoa; Chordata; Mammalia; Eulipotyphla; Talpidae.
AUGGAGGCCUUGAGAAUGCCCCACUCAGGCCCUCGGAAGAAGAGGCCCCGGCAGAUGGGGGCCUCCGUGGCCUCCCCUCCUCCUGAUAUCAAGUUUCGAGACUUGGUUCUCUUCAUUUUGGAGAAGAAAAUGGGAAGCACCCGCAGAGCCUUCCUCAUGGAGCUGGCCCGGAGGAAAGGAUUCAGGGUUGAAAAUGAGCUCAGUGAUUGCGUCACCCACAUUGUGGCAGAAAACAACUCUGGUUCUGACGUUCUGGAGUGGCUGCAGGUCCAGAACGUGAGCACCAGUUCGCAGCUGGAAGUCCUUGAUGUGUCCUGGCUGAUAGAGUGUAUGCGAGCAGGCGAGCCAGUGGAGACGACAGGACAGCACCAGCUGGUGGUGAGAAAAGACUAUUCAAGUGACCCCAGUCCCGGCCCCCAGAAGACUCCACCACUUGCUGUAGAAAAGCUCUCUCAGUAUGCGUGUCAGAGAAGAACUACAUUAAACAAUUGUAAUCGCGUGUUCACGGAUGCCUUUGAGGUGCUGGCUGAAAAUUAUGAAUUUAGAGAAAAUGAAGUCUCCUGUGUGGCAUUUUUGAGAGCGGCUUCUGUGCUGAAAGCUCUGCCUUUCCCAAUCCUCAGUAUGAGGGACACAGAAGGGAUCCCCUGCCUUGAGGACAAAGUGAAGUGUGUCAUAGAGGAAAUUCUUGAAGAUGGAGAAAGUUCUGAAGUUAAAGCUGUGUUAAAUGAUGAGCGUUAUCAGUCCUUCAAACUAUUUACAUCUGUAUUUGGAGUGGGGCUGAAGACAUCUGAGAAAUGGUUCCGGAUGGGUUUCAGAACUCUAAGUAAAAUAAGGUCAGACGAAACCCUGAAAUUCACAAGAAUGCAGAAAGCAGGAUUCCUGUAUUAUGAAGAUCUUGUCAGCUGUGUUACCUGGGAAGAAGCAGAGGCAGUCAGCAUGCUGGUUAAAGAGGCCGUCUGGGCAUUUCUGCCUGAUGCCUUCGUCACCAUCACAGGAGGGUUCCGGAGGGGUAAGAAGAUUGGGCACGAUGUAGAUUUUUUAAUUACCAGCCCAGAAAUCACAGAGGAAACAGAGCAACAGCUUUUACCUAAAGUGAUAAAUUUAUGGGAAAGGAAGGGAUUACUUUUAUACUAUGAUCUUGUGGAGUCGACAUUUGACAAGCUCAAACAGCCCAGCAGGAAGGUGGAUGCAUUAGACCAUUUUCCAAAAUGCUUCUUGAUUUUAAAAUUGCACCACCAGAGAGUGGACAGCAGCAGCCCUGGCCAGCAGGAAGGGAAGAAUUGGAAGGCCAUCCGUGUGGACCUGGUCUUGUGUCCCUACGAGCGCCGAGCCUUCGCCCUGCUGGGCUGGACCGGCUCCCGGCAAUUCGAGAGGGACCUCCGGCGCUUUGCCACGCACGAACGGAAGAUGAUGCUGGAUAACCACGCGCUGUACGACAGGACCAAGAGGAUAUUUCUCCAAGCAGAAAGUGAAGAAGAAAUUUUUGCGCACCUGGGAUUGGAGUACAUUGAUCCAUGGGAAAGAAAUGCGUAG